AUGUCGGUGCUAUUUCGUGUACGAGAGUGUCAUGUCUACCGCGUUCCACCACGUAAAAGCAAUGCAGGCUAUCGUGCAUCGGAAUGGGGAGAUACAAGCAAGCCGCUCUGGUCAGGUAGGCUCUGUGUGAUGGAACUAGAAGACCGUUGCGAGAUCAGGCUGGAAGAUGGAUCUACAGGAGAACUCUUUGCUGCAUGCCCAUACGAUAUCAGUGGUAAAUCUGUGGAAGCCGUUUUGGAUUCAUCGCGCUAUUUUGUCUUGCGUGUAGAGAGUGAGGAUGAGGACGGAAACAAACGGCACGCGUACAUCGGUGUGGGUUUUAUCGAGCGGAGUGAGAGCUUUGAUUUUACGGUGGCAUUACAGGACUGGACACGACGCCAAAAGUCAUCGCAAGUAGCCUCGAGAGAGGACGAUCAGGCAGCGCAGCCCUCCCCGUACAUCCUUGCAGGAGCCCGACGAGACUUUUCGCUGCAAGAUGGGGAGACUAUGCGUAUCCAGAUCCCUGGAAAAGGCGCAGGGGCAUCAUUUCCCAAGGCGCAAGAUAAGCCAGCUACUGGAUUCGUACUGCCACCGCCACCACCUGGUAGGCGCCCAGCGUAG
This is a messenger RNA of Malassezia pachydermatis, 600 nucleotides long. RefSeq names its product adaptin ear-binding coat-associated protein 1 necap-1. The record is from RefSeq and is a predicted model, not a curated record. Gene Ontology annotation, biological process: endocytosis. Gene Ontology annotation, cellular component: clathrin vesicle coat; membrane. The transcript has 4 exons. Bases 1 to 600 code for a protein of 199 amino acids. Lineage: Eukaryota; Fungi; Basidiomycota; Malasseziomycetes; Malasseziales; Malasseziaceae.